AUUCCUUUGAGCAGCUUCGGCUGAAAGCGCGAGGGCAAGUCAUGGCUCUGCGUGGAAAUGAUUGGCUGCCCAGGCAUUUGAUGGAGGCGUUCGGGUCCAAACAGGAAGUGCGCGAUGGUCCGUCACUGAUUGGAGAAUGUCGAGGGUGUCGCGAUGUUUUCCAUCUCGCCAUUGGGUUUCCUUUGCGCCGCUCAACGCAGCAGCAACAACAGCAGCAGCACACCGCUUGGCAUAGAAACGAACCGCUGUCCACGGCAGACAAGAUGAGGCGGCCAGACGUCUGCGAGGGAAGGUGGCGCUUGGAAUUUUUACCAUGACGAAGAGCCACCUGGACCUGUCUGCCUGUUUUUCUUUUGCCUUGUGUGUGUUCCUUUUGGUUUGUUUGUUUUGGCCUCCUGUCCGCCUGUCUCUCUGCUGUUGCCGCCACCUAGAUGGAGGACAGAUUAAAAAAAAAAAAAAAAAGACGACGAUACUCCUUGGCUAUUAUCAUCUCGUCAAAAUGAAGAACAAUCCUGCACUUUUUCCUGUCCGUCCAGCACGAAACAGGCAGCCUCAUCACAAACGCGUUUAUUUAAUGAGCUUUUUUUUUUAGCCUCCUUGUGGAGUCACGGUGUUGAUUUUGCGUUUUUUUUUUUUUCUAAUUUACUCAUUUGAUCAGUAUUCUCAGUGGAACUUGAUGCGUCUUUAAUUAUUUUAAAAUGUCUAUCUUAUUGAUGUUGUAGCUGCUAAGUCGCCUGAAGUUGUGAUGUGUUGUUUUCGUUUUACCUCGUGGAUCUGACCUGUUUGAAAUGUGUUCAACAAUGACCUGACCGAGACUGAACUGUGUAGAUCCUUAUCUCAGCGACACACUGGAAGCUUCCAUUUUGUCACGAUGACUCGGAAACUGUUGGCUUUCUACUCCAAUGCAGACACCGAGAAGGACACAUGGGAAGGAAAUGUUUUUUCUUGUCAACGCAAGAACUGAAAGAUCUUCUUUUUUUUGAAUCAUUUGAAGUUGGCCUUGCGGCUUUUUAAACAUUUAAAUUUGUAAACAUUUUUUUUAUUUGGCCUUGUUCAAACUGGUCCACCUCCGGCAAGCGAGGAUGCGCUCCCCAGAACCGUCCUCCUUCCCCCCAUCGGAAGCCCUCCUUCACGGCCAGUUUGCCGGCUGGGCCUCCGGCGGCAACAACCACUCCAGCAACAGCAGCAGUAGCAACAACAACGGCUGCCCCGACAGCCCCGGCGGCCCGGGCGGGCUCUCCCCGGCCGCCUCGCCCACACUGGCUCCGGCCUCCAACUACGCCCUGACCCUCACGCACGCGCACGUCCACGUCCAGCGCCUGUCGCCGCGUCCGGGCAAGGAGGCCCGUCUGCUGCUGCCCAUGUCGGAGCUGGUGGGCUGCAGCUGCCCCCGUGCCCCCGCGCCCCCUCUCCUGGUGCUCUACUGGUACCCGCCGGGCAAACGACGUAAAGGGGUGUCGCGCCGCCGCCAGGUGAGGGCCUACCUGGCCGAGAGCAGAACCGAGGCAGAGCGAUGGUCGGCCGCCGUGCAGUGUUUACUCCGGGGGGUGCCGGUCACGUCUGAAACGGAAUUUUCCAGAAGCUUGCUACCUCGUCCCAGGCGACUACUGCUGCUGGUCAAUCCCUUCAGCGGGCGAGGACAGGCCAUGCAGUGGUGUCAGACGCACAUCCUGCCGAUGAUCAGAGAGGCCAACAUCAGCUACAACCUGAUCCAGACAGAGCGGCAGAACCACGCCAGAGAGCUGAUCAGGGACAUCUCGCUCCCGGACUGGGACGGCGUCGUCAUCAUUUCCGGAGAUGGCCUCCUGCACGAGGUUAUAAAUGGCCUCAUGGAGCGUCCAGAUUGGGAGCAAGCGAUCAAAACGCCUGUUGGCAUUCUGCCUUGCGGCUCUGGCAACGCGCUGGCUGGGUCCAUCAACCACCAUGCAGGGUUUGACAUGUGCCUUCGGGAGCCUCUGCUUUUGAACUGCUGCUUCCUGCUUUGUCGUGGCGGCGUGCGGCCCAUGGACCUGGUCUCCGUGACGACCAGCCCGCCCAUCUCCAACAACAGUCGGGCUGCUCCUGCCGUGCCCAGGAGGCUCUUUUCGUUCCUGUCCGUCGCCUGGGGAUUUGUGUCCGAUGUGGAUAUCGAAAGUGAGAGGUAUCGGGGCCUGGGCUCGGCACGUUUCACCCUGGGCACGCUGGUGCGCAUCGCUUCCCUCCGCUCCUACAAAGGUCGUCUGUCCUACCUCCCGCCCUCCGCCGUGGCCUCGUCACCCGACGCCACGCCUCCGCCGCCGAGGAGGCCCCUCUCCCGAAGCAUCACCGAGGGCCUGGAGGGCUUCUGCAAACCCCCCAUCCAUCGCACCUCCUCCGACAUGGGCAUCAGCGAACAGCGGAGCCUGCGGCGCGGCGAGGGCGAGCGGGAGAAGGAGGAGCGGCAGCGGGAAAGAGAAAGGAGACGACUGCGAGCCCGGGGCGGCGGGACCGGCGUGGUGAGGGCCAGCAGCCUGAUGGAGGACAGGGAGAAGGAGAAUGAGGGGGAGGUUGAGAUGGAGGAGGCCAGGCUGAAGGGCGAACGGGGUGACUGCGCCGUGGGAGGGGACGGCGGACUGGGACAGAUUCAAGAUGAAUGCCACGACGAGGGACGAACCGAGGAGGACUCAAGUGAGACGGAAGAGGAGCGGCAUCAGGUCGGCGACGGGCCGGACGGCGGAAAGGGCGAGGGGGUGGUGCGCGGCCAAGAGCUUGAUGAGGGCUUGGAGGCGGAUGGAGGCUGUUUGGCCUAUCAAGAUGGACUCCGGGAAGUCAGACAGGCCGUCAGGAAGAACUCCGCUCCUUCCAGCCAGAUUGCCAACGCUCUGUUCGCUCAAGCCGACUGCAAUUGCAGCCCCUCCUAUGGCGUGGAGGACGUGGACCUGGAUGGAAGCUACUACCAGAGAGAGGUGUACCCUCUGGAUGUCACCCGCGAACGAGCCCUCACCAUCUCCUCCCCCUUUCGGCGCCCCCCGUUCGCCUACAAAGCCAGAGCCGCGGACCAGAACCAGAACUCCUCGCGGCCGAGGCCCCUCUCUCUCCUGCAGCACUCGCACUCCAACUCGCUGCCUCCGAAACUUCCCUCCCUGUCCCUCUCUCUGUCCCCCACGCCUCCGUCCUCGCCUUCGUGCGCCUCCCCGCACUCCUCGUCCUACCUGGCCCCGCGCCCCAACACGCCCGGUUCCGCCUCGCCCUCGCCCUCCAUACGCACGUCCUCCUCCUCCUCCUCGUUCAGCUUUGACAUCGUCGAGCCAGCGGGAGCCCUGAAGAACCGUCCUUACGUCACGCUGCCUUUAAAUGUCCCCAGAGAUGACUUGUUGCCCCCGCUGGACCAACCGCUUCCCACGCGAGACUGGGUCACCAUCGAGGGGGACUUUGUCCUGGUUUUGGCCCUUUACCAGAGCCACCUGGGAGCCGACCUGCACGCCGCGCCGCAGGCCAAGUUCGACGACGGACUCAUCCACCUGACCUUUGUGCGGGCGGGCAUAUCCAGAGCCACGUUACUCCGACUGUUCUUUGCCAUGGAGAGAGGAACGCACCACUCUGUCAGCUCGCCCUACGUCAGCCACAUUUCCUGCCGCGCCUUCCGGCUGCAGCCUCUGUCUGCGCGCGGGACCCUCACCGUGGAUGGAGAGCUCGUGCCGUACGGGCCCCUGCAAGCGCAGGUUCAUCCCUCCAUGGCGCGCCUCAUUGUUGGUGACUCGGGAGUGCAGGUCACCAGGUUCUAAAUCAGGAAUUGUUUGAAACACUCACUUCUGAAUGAUGUCCCUUCUGUUGCUGCGCAUGCUCCGAGAGACUGAAAUAACCUAGGUUGCACAAACAGGUUGACGAAAAAAAGGGAUAACUUUGCCGAGCCAUCCAUCGAUAGAGCAGGAAUGCAGGGAUUAAUUGUGACAAUUUUUUUUUUUUUUUUUUUUUUUUUUAUGGAGAAAUGCAAACUGCACCGCAUUGCACAGCUGCGGGGUUACGCCAAGCGAGCCCGCGGACGCAUGAAAACUGCACAGCCUGGAAUAACGAGGGAAGAACAAUCGAAUGUUAGCUGAUUUUUGUUUGCGUUAAUUUUUUUUUCCCCCACAGACAGUGCAUGAUUUGGGGCGAUGUGUACGUGAUGGUAUGCAUGCUCAAAAGCACUACCGAUAUUUUUGCCUUACAGGGGGGAACAACAUUCAAUUGACUUUGCCGACGAGGCUCGACAGCAGCACCAUGUCGGAGCUUCGGUGGUUAACAAAGUUCAUUUCACUUACUUUACCUUCAACAGUAUUUGAUGUCGACAUUAGGUUGCACUCAAUAAUCCUCUGGAGUGCAAUGAACGUUCUUUUCGUGCAGCACAUGAAAGCCUCUUUCACACGGAGCCGUAACGGAAGGCAAUUUAUCCACCUCUUAGACAGAACUCGGCAAUGCUACGAGUGCGUCCAUUAAAGAUACUUGGGGCUGUACCGACUAGUCGACCACUGCUCCUAACAGUCAAGCCACGUGAUCCAAGUGUAAGGAAAGCAGGCAAUUACUCUGCCGCAUGCAAAGCGGUCCGCCAUUAUUUGCCAACAGCGCCAAUUCAUGGAGACCCCACUGUUGGCCUGGAACGAGGAAGUUGUGCCAUCGUUGCCUGGCUGUCCCGGCAGCGAGCGCACCGAAUGAGGGGACGCUGGCGCUAACGUUCAUACUCUUUUAUGUCCAAAAUUGUAAGUGUGAAUAUAAGCGGAGUACUAGUCGUCACUUUUUUUUUUUUUAAUUACAGUACUGUACUGAAAAAAUACCCUUGAUGUCAUCAGCCACUAGUCAACAUUGACUGGACGUGAAUCAACGCAUUAGCAUUACCUUUAAAAAAAAUAUAUGUAAAUUCCCAUUAGAUAAACUGAGUCUUACUGUAGGAAAUAAAGAAAAACAGUCGCGCAAGUUGCCGCGUUUUGGGGAUUGCAGGAUUUUGCCGUGACUAUUUUUCUACACUGACUGUUUCUGCAGAGCAAUACGCGCUAGCCAGAAGGAAAGAGUUGUAAAAGACGUCAUGUCCAAAGUCUCGGAUCAAUUUCACACUUGGACAAAAGACGAAGUGCGACUAAAGUGACACAACCGCCUGUCUGCGGUCAAAGAAACAUCGUUCGCUAAUUUCACAUAGCCUCCCGCCGCCGGUGAGAACAAAUUGUAACCCUCCCACCGUGUUGAAGGAUGGACACAGCUGCCCGUGCACUUUGAAUGGCUUUAUUGAACAAGGGUAAAAGAAUCAACACGGGGGCGUCAUCGCACCUGGCCUGCCACUCGUCACAAACCGCCGUCAAGCCACUCAACACGGAGUGGCUAACAGUUUAGCCAACAAACAGCCAGCCAAACUCUCAUUCGUGAAUUCCAUUGUCCCUCAAUGGGUCAGGCCUUGACUUGUCAAAAUCACACAUUGACAGACACCGAACCAACAGUUUUGUGUUUGAAAAUGACCGGAGGUUUAUGACCCCUUGACGAUCGAUGUCAUUUGUUAGCCUCUCUGCUUGGUUUAGUAUUGUGUGCUAGCAGACGUUCAAAGUGAUGUUUCUUCAAAAUGCGCAUCUAACGAAUCCCCUUUGGCAGUCAACGGAUCAAAAGCCUCUUUUUCAUAGAAUCGUUCCCCAUCUGUCAAAUUGACGCUGGUGGUGAAGUCAAUUGAGUUUGCUGCUUCAGUUUCUCGAAUUUUCGCUCACGAGUGAAACACAAAAAAUGUGCCAUGCGACAGCUCCAAUCUCUAAAAACUCAUCACUUGUGUUCCUCGUAAGGAGGAAACUGGACCCCUCCUUCCCGUAUUGUUUAUUAUACAGAAGCGCAACAUUAAAAGGGAAGGUCGGGUGAUGGUGCAUUUUAGAGGCCGUGUGAAAGGGGCUAAAAUCACAACACUAGAAUGCACACUUGACAUUUUAAAGGUGCGGCGUACUUUGCAAGAAAGAAAGCACUAGAACAAGUACCUUAAGAACAGAUGCUACAAAAAAAAAUCUUUUGUCAAUUCGUUUUGAAUUAUCAUUUUUAGCUGGGAAAGUUGAAUGUACAAACAUACUAAAAACAAAAGCAACACUUUUGCGUGUGGGGUGGGGUUGGGGUCACCAUGACGGGAAGUGAAUUUGACUGAGCAUUGACAACUGAAAUCCAGUUCAUGUGUCAAGCUUUGCCUUAAAUGACCUCACAGAUAUUUUCAGAUGAAAUCAAACAACAGGGAGUGACAAUUGAUGACCUGCUUGGUGUCGAUGGAAUUAUGAGACCUGCUGAUGAACUGGUCAAACUAAUAACGCGUGCACUGGAUCAAACAGUCAAGAUAGUGUGUGAACUGUUUGGGUCCCUGUCAGCACAGCGCAUGUCCUGGUCAUGCCUGGAGAUAUCAAUGCCUUUUGUUUUAUAAUCCAGUUGAAAAUCUUUGACGGGCAAAAAGUGGACGACACCUUUUCACUGCUCACCAGGCUGCUAUUUUGCUUGUUGGAUUCUGUUUUGUUUUUUUUUAAUUUGUGCACAGUACAGCUAGAGUCUACCACAAUGAAGUAGGGUUGUAACAACACCACAUAUAAGAAUAUCACAAUUUACACUUUUGGCCCGUAUGAACCAUAUCAAGAGACUUUUUUAAGAUUGACCAUCUUUGGAUGUUGGAAUGGAACAAAUGUAUUGGACUUUCAAUGUCCAGGCCUCUUGUUAAUGCCAUGCACUCAUAUACAGUGACUCUGCUUGUAAGAAAUUUGCAUUUAUUACUAAAAUGAAGAACAGCAUAUACGCUUACACUGUACAGUUCAUAGUUGUGUAUGUUUUCAAUAAAUGCAACUGAAAAACUG
Messenger RNA from Hippocampus comes (tiger tail seahorse), 6788 nucleotides. RefSeq names its product sphingosine kinase 2 (gene sphk2). The transcript has 9 exons. Bases 1083 to 3743 code for a protein of 886 amino acids. The record is from RefSeq and is a predicted model, not a curated record. Lineage: Eukaryota; Metazoa; Chordata; Actinopteri; Syngnathiformes; Syngnathidae. Gene Ontology annotation, cellular component: intracellular membrane-bounded organelle; membrane; cytoplasm. Gene Ontology annotation, biological process: sphinganine-1-phosphate biosynthetic process; sphingosine biosynthetic process; phosphorylation.